Messenger RNA from Neofelis nebulosa (Clouded leopard), 9852 nucleotides. It is a transcript of the gene ZNF41, whose product is annotated as zinc finger protein 41. The transcript is spliced from 5 exons. Bases 3143 to 5458 code for a protein of 771 amino acids. The record is from RefSeq and is a predicted model, not a curated record. Gene Ontology annotation, biological process: regulation of DNA-templated transcription. Lineage: Eukaryota; Metazoa; Chordata; Mammalia; Carnivora; Felidae.
CUCAGGUCGUGAUCUCACGGUUCAUGAGUUCGAGCCCUGCGUCGGGCUCUGGGCUGACAGCUCAGAGCCUGGAGCCCGCUUCAGAUUCUGUGUCUCCCUCUGUUUGCCCCUCUGCUGCUUGCACUCUGUCUCUCACAUUGUCUCAAAAAUAAAUAAACAUUAAAAAAAAUUUUUUUUUAAGUUUCCCUUGAGACUUCCUCUUUGGCCUGUGGUUUAUUUAGAAGAUGUUGUUGAGUUUCUGAGUGUUUGGGGAUUUUCCUGUUCCUUUUUGUUUUGAUUACUGGUUUCACCCCAUUGUUGUCAGCAAGCAUACUAUGUGUGAUUUCAGUUCUUCUACCGUUGUUGAGGUUUGUCAUGUUGUCUAGGAUAUGGUCUUUAUGGUCUAUUUUCUGUGGACAUUUAAAAAGAAUGUAUAUUCUGCUACUGUUGGGUGGAAUGUUCUAUAAAUGUUGCUCAGAUCCUGUCGGUUGAUGGUGUUCAUGAAUUCUUUUUUUAACCUUGCUGAUUUUCUGUCCAGUUGUUCUGUCAGUUGCCGAAGGAAGGGUAUUGAAGCCUCCAACUAUAAUUGUGACUUUUGUCUAUUUCUCCUUUCAGUUUCAUCAAAUUUUGCUUCAUAUAUUUUGCAAUUCUAUUGCAUGGUGUAUACACACUUAAAAUUGCUAUGUCUUCUUGGCGGAUUGACCCUUUUAUCGUUAUGUAAUGUCUCUGUAUGUCCCUGGUAAUUUUCUUUACUCUGAAGUCUACUACUCUAUCCAAUAUUAAUAAGUUCACUCCUGCUUCCUUUUAAUCAAUGUUUGCAUGAUACAGCUUUCCUUUUCAAUUUUUAUUAUUUUAUUUUUUUUCAAAUUUUUAUUUAAACUCUAGUUAGUUCAACCUACAUAUAUCAUCAUAUUUGAAGCACAUUUCUUGUAGGCAAUACAUAAUUGGGUCACGAUUUUUUAUUUUUUAUUUUUUUAUUUUAGAGAGAGAGAGAAAGAGCUCCACACUCAGCAUGGAGCCCAAUACGGAGCUUGAUCCCACAGCACUGGGAUCAUGACCUGAGCCUGAGCUGAAAUCAAGAGUCGAACACUCCACUGACUGAGCCACCCAGGUGCCCCUGGAUCAUGAUUUUUUAAAUUGAAUCUGCCAAUUUCUGUCUCUAAUUAGUGCAUUUAUACCAUUUACACUUUAUUUAAUUAUUUAUAUGUUAAGGUUGGAGCCUGUCAUAUUUUGUGUUUUCUGUUUGUUCUCUCUGUUUUUGUUUUCUCCUUUAUUUUUCCCCUUUCUUUGGGGUAUAUGGGCAUUUUGAAGAAUUCCAUUUUGAUUAUCUAGUAUUUUCAGGAGGAUCUCCUUAUGGAGCUUUUUUUUUUGCCAGAUGUUUUAUGUAUUGUGUAAUAUAUACACAACUUAUCAAUGUCUAUUGGUAUCAUUUUACCACUUUCAGCGAAGUGUGGAGAUCUUCCUUACCCCUUUUCUCUUUAUCCUCCCCUAUUCAUUGUCUUAAUAUAAUUGUUAUAUAUUUCCUUUAUAUGCAUUGAGCACCACAUUAGAUGGGGUUAUAAUGUUUGCUUCAACUGUCAAACCUAUUUUAGAAAACUUAAGAGAAGGAAAGCAUAUUAUAUUUACCUAUAUUUUUUGCUCUUUCCAUAUUCUUUCUUCCUUACUGAUGGUCCAUUUUCUUUUAUCAUUUCCUUUCUGGUUAGAGAACUUCCUAUAGCCAUUCUUUUAUGGUAAGCCUGCUGGUAAUAAAUUCCUACUUUUCCUUGACCUGAAAAUGUCUCAAUACUUCUUUCAUUCCUGAAGGAUAUCUUCUAUGGGCAUGGGAUGCUAGGCUAACAAGUCUUUCCUUUUAGCACUUGAAACAUGUUGUUCGGGGCGCCUGGGUAGCUCAGUCGGUUGGGCAUCUGACUUCAGCUCCGGUCAUGAUCUCGUGGUUCGUGGGUUCAAGCCCCGCAUCAGGCUCUGUGCUGACAGCUCGGAGCCUGGAGCCUGCUUCUGAUUCGGUGUCUCCCUCUGUCUCUCUGCCCCUUCCCCACUCAUGCUCUGUCUCUGUUUGUCUCUGUCUGUCUGUCUGUCUGUCUCUCUCUCUCUCUCUCUGAAAAUAAAUAAACAUUAAAAAAAAUUUUUUUAAAGGGAAGAUGUUGUGCCAUUUACUUCUGGUCCUAAAUGGCACCUUCUUCCAAUAGAGGGUUGUUUCGUCUACAUUGAAAAUCUACUGUUUAGUGUGGCCACCUUCCUUAUCUGAGCUAGAGCUUCUGGAUAAUUUGCUGCAGCUUCUAUAUCAGCACCCACUGCUUUGCCUACACUUGUAUGUUAUGGAGGUGGCUUCCUUCCUUAAAAUGCAUGAACCGACCUCUGCCAGCAUCAAACUUUUUUUUUGCAACUUCCUCACCUCUCUCAGCCUUCAGAGAAUUGAAAGGAGUGAGUGCCUUGCUGGGGAUUAGGCUUUGGCUUAAGGGAAUGUUGUGGCUGGUUAUAUGGAGGUGGCUUGCGGCACCCCAAAACCGUUAUUAUAAUAGUAACGUCCAAGGUCACUGGCCACAGGUCACCACAAUAAAUAUAAGAAUAGUGCAAAGGUUUGAAAUAUUACGAGAACUAUAUUACCAAAACGUGACACAGAGACACGAAGUGAGCAAAUGCCUGUAUUUCUUCGCUGAGGUUUUCUAUUGUCUCAUUUGUGUUAGGCAUUCUUCAUAAUUGCCCAGUGAAGUGUGUUUACGAUGGCUGCUCUAAAAUCCUUGCCAGGCAGUUCCGGCAUCUGUUGGGGUUUCGGUGUUGGCAUCUGCUCAGUAAUCUUUCCUCCUUCCAGCUGAGGUGUUCCCGGUUCUUGGUAUGACAUCUGAUGUUUCAUCGUGUCUAGGACAUGUGGGUAUUAAAUUAAGAGGCUCUGGAAUUCAUUUAACUCUCAUGUUUUCACAGGCGUCCUUUGACAGACCUCCGUUGGGUGAAGGGAGAUGUCAGCUCAUUACUCCACUUGGCUUCUUUGCGGGUUUCUUGGAGUCUCUGAGGAGCCCCUGGGCCAGACCCCGCAUUGAAGGCUGCAGGACCCACCUCCCGGCCCCAGCAGCUCUGAUUGAGUCCACAGGUGUCUACCUGACUUCAAGCUCCUGGGAAGAGUGGAGUCGUCAGCAAGAGAGCCUGAGAGCUGAGGCCCGGCGGGAACAUGCCAGCUGACCAGAGUUCUCCCCGGUGGUCCUCGGUCCUAGCUCCAGAGGGACAUGGCAGCUCGUGUGAGGUCUCCGUGUCAUUCGAGGAUGUGACCGUGAACUUCAGCAGGGAAGAGUGGCAGCAUUUGGACCCUGCUCAGAGACGCCUGUACCGGGAUGUGACACUGGAGAACUACAGCCACCUGCGCUCAGUGGGGUACCAGGUUCCCAAACCAGAGGUCAUCUUCAAAUUGGAGCAAGGAGAGGGGCCAUGGACAUUGGAGGGAGAAACCCCACAUCAGAGCUGUUCAGGUGAGGAUAUUGGGAAAGUACAACAACAGAGAAUUUCUGGAAAAGUUCCACUCCCCUGUGAGAAAUUUGGUCAAUCUAUAAGAAAAGCUCCUUUGUGUUCCAUUUUAGAAGAAUUGUGGCAAAAUAAUAGCGAACUAGAGAGAUAUCCAAGAAGCCAAAAUAACCCUUUAAGUCCUGUGAAAGUGCUGAGCUGUGAAUGUAAAAAUAUUGAAAAAAUAAUUCACGUGAGUUCCAAGCUUGUUCCUUCAAUUAAAAGACUCCAUAACUAUGACACAUUUGGAAAGAGUUUGAAGCACACUUUAAACUUACAUAACCAUAAUAAAAGCAAUUCAACAAAGAACCUUGAUAAGAUUUUUGGAAAUGAUAACAAUUUUGCCCACAGCUCUUCCUCCCCUGAGAAUGCUGCCACAGGGGCAAAUGCCUGGAAAAUUAAUCAAUGUGAAAAGCAUCUUGGCAACAAACAAGUUCUCAUCCCCCAGCAGCAAAUUCAGACCGGGGAGCAACUUUAUGUUUGUACUGAGUGUGUAAAGAGCUUCCCCCAGAAGUCACAUCUCUUUGAGCAUCAGAGAAUGCAUGCUGAGGGAAAAUCCCAUGAAUGCAAUAAAAGUGAGAACGCCCUCACUCAGAAGCCACAGAUUAAUGGACCUCAAAGUGUUUAUACAGGGGAUAAACCCUAUAUAUGUACUCAGUGUGGGAAGGCCUUUACUCUCAAGUCAAACCUCAUUACACAUCAGAAAAUUCAUACUGGGCAGAAACCGUAUAAGUGCAGUGAGUGUGGAAAAGCCUUUUUCCACAGAUCAUAUCUCUUUAGACAUAUGAGAAUUCAUACAGGAGAAAAACCCUAUGAAUGUAGUGAAUGUGGAAGAGGCUUCUCCCAGAAUUCAGACCUUAAUAUACAUCAGAAGACUCAUACUGGAGAGAAACACUAUGCGUGCAGUGAAUGUGGGAAAGCCUUUACAAGAAAGUCCGCGCUCAGAAUGCAUCAGAGAAUCCACACAGGAGAGAAACCUUAUGUAUGCACUGAAUGUGGGAAGGCUUUCAUCCAGAAAUCACAUUUCAAUACACAUCAGAGAAUCCAUACCGGAGAAAAACCUUACGAAUGCAGUGAGUGUGGAAAAUCAUUCACUAAGAAGUCACAACUCCACGUGCAUCAAAGAAUUCACACAGGAGAAAAACCCUAUAUAUGUACAGAAUGCGGAAAGGUCUUUACUCAUAGGACAAACCUCACUACACAUCAGAAGACUCAUACUGGAGAGAAACCCUACAUGUGUGCUGAAUGCGGAAAGGCUUUCAGUGACCAGUCAAAUCUCAUUAAACACCAGAAAACUCACACUGGAGAGAAACCCUAUAAAUGCAAUGGCUGUGGAAAAGCCUUUAUAUGGAAGUCACGCCUCAAAAUACAUCAGAAGUCUCAUAUCGGAGAGAGACACUAUGAAUGCAAUGAAUGUGGGAAAGCCUUUAUCCAGAAAUCAACACUUAGUGUGCAUCAGAGAAUCCACACAGGGGAGAAACCCUACGUUUGUCCUGAGUGUGGGAAGGCCUUCAUCCAGAAAUCACACUUCAUUGCACAUCACAGAAUUCAUACUGGAGAGAAGCCUUAUGAAUGCAGUGACUGUGGGAAGUGCUUUACUAAGAAGUCACAACUCCGUGUGCAUCAGAAAAUUCACACAGGGGAGAAGCCCAACAUAUGCGCUGAAUGUGGGAAGGCCUUCACUGACAGGUCAAAUCUGAUAACACACCAGAAAAUCCAUACCCGAGAGAAACCCUAUAAGUGCGGUGACUGUGGGAAAACUUUCACCUGGAAGUCCCGCCUCACCAUCCAUCAGAAAUCUCACACUGGAGAAAGGCACUAUGAAUGCAGUAAAUGUGGGAAAGCCUUCAUCCAGAAAGCAACGUUGAGCAUGCAUCAGAUCAUUCAUACAGGAAAGAAACCCUACGCUUGUACAGAAUGUCAGAAGGCCUUCACCGACAGAUCAAACCUCAUUAAACACCAGAAAACGCACAGUGGAGAAAAGCUAUAAAGGCACUGACGGCAAACGCCUUCAGCUGGACCUCACAACUCGGUACGCGUCAGAUGUCUCGUAGACGGGAAGAGGAGUGACCGUGACACUACAGCUUCCGUGAACAGAAGGCAGGCAAAGCCAAGUACCCUUCAGUCAACGGGAAGUACAAGUACCUGCAUCGCUGCAAGCUGACGCGCAAUUAGACGCGCAGGGAGACGCUUUGAUAAAGCAUUUGAGCAAUAGUCCUAUUUGGGUGCAUGAUUCAUCCACAGACCCUCAAGCUCCUACAAGCGGUACAAAUAGAGACCCCAGGAGAUGACUUGGAACCUGUUAUGUUUCACUUUUUGGAUGAAGGACUUGAUAAAUUCGGUACUGAUGAGUUCUUCGUCCCCCGGGGUGUAAAAGUACUCGAUAUUGGCCACUUCUUUUUCAGAUUCCUAGGGCGGGGAGAAGAGUUUUUAGAGCACCAAGGUCAAGGCAGAAAACUAUGGGAACGCAGGUCUGUGAGUAGAAGCCACAAGUUUUUGUGAUCGUUGACAUUUAAGACACAAAAAAAAGAUUGCCAUGAGGAACUGUUCUGUCUCUUCCCUUCACGAUAGAAUUUUAAAAAUGUAAUAUUUAAAAAAAAUUUUUAAAUAUUUAUUUGUGAGGGCGGGGGAGGGGCAGAGAGAGAGGGAGACACAGAAUCCAAAGCAGGCUCCAGGCUCCGAGCUGUCAGCACAGAGCCCGACGCGGGGCUCGAAGUCAUGAACCCUGAGAUCGUGACCUGAGCCGAAGUCAGACGCUCAGCCGACCGAGCCACCCAGGCCCCCCCAAAAUAUAGUAUUUUUUAAAAAUGAAAUAGAAUUUUUAAGCUGAAAGUCUCGCUUUAGGUUUAAAUUGGCAACUUAGGCACGGCUGUAGUGGAUGUUACAGAAAUAUAGUUGUUAAGCCUUACAGACCUCUGAAGGUGGCAAUUGUUCCCUCAUUAAUUCCAUGCUGUGGCAGCAGGCAAUUCACAUCCAAAAAAGACGUGCAUGCGUUCUAACCUGUAUCCCAAAAGCUGUCAUUUAUGGAAGCUGGCAGACCACAGACUUCUCAUCCCCUUAGACGCUGACCCUCAUCCACUGAGGCUUCUGCUUUCUUUGGGAUUCCUGUUUGGAAAGGAGUGGUUGACAAAUUGGGUUUCAGUACCUAAAACUUUGAUUUGGUUUUCCUUUCAAUUUGGAUAAGAUACAUUCACUUUCUACACGCACGUUAAGAGCAGUUUUGUGUAGAUUGCUACAGGAUAAAGUCAUCUCGCACUGUAUUUGGUUAGUCUCGGAUAUGAUUAUAGUUGAAUAACUGCGAGACUUCUCUAGAAAGAGCACUGCUUUUUUUUAGGCACUGAUGUACAGACACUUUCUCAUUUUGCCUUAAAUGGUUUUUUAUGACACUCAUAAGAAAAGGGACUUGCUUUCUUGCAUGCAAUUUUAUUUUGUUUUUAAACCUUCUUAUUAAAGUAUAAUGUACACAGAAAAUGCAGAUAGCAUGAGCAAACAGUUCAGUGAUCUCUCACAAAGUGAACAUACUCAGAUGAAGAAGGAAAACAUCCCCAGCACUCCAGAAGCAUUCCAGGCCUUGUCCCCCAUCCCCAAGGUAAACACUAUCCUGACUUGUAACAGCACAGAUGGUUUUGUCUGUUUGGUAUCUUAUAUAAAUUGAGUCCAACAAUUAUAUUUCCUAUUUUAGUAAUAUACUCUUUGGUGUCUGUCUUCUUAAAUUCACAUUGUAAAUGUGAGAUUCAUCCAUUUGGUCAAAUGUAGUUGUAGAUAAUUCAUUCUCAUUGUCACGUUAUGUUCCAUUGCGUGAAUAUACUACAAUAUAUUUAUCUAUUCCUCUGUUGAUGGACAUUUGGGUUGUCUGCAGCUUGGGGCCAUUAGGAAUAGUGGUGCUAUAAAUAUUUUAGUGCCUAUCUAUUAAUGAACAUAUUUACGAAUUUCCAUUAGGUAUAUGUAUCUAGGAUUUGAACUGCCAAGUCAUACGGUAUCCGUAUGCUCAGCUUUAGUUUCUAAAACUAGUUUUCAAAAGUGGCUGUACCAAUAUACACUCCCACCAGCACAGUAUACGAGUUCUACUUGUGCUCCACGUUCUUGCCAACACUUGGUGUUUUCCGUCUUUUUCAUUUUAGCCCAUAUAUAUACAUAUACAUAUGUAUAUGUAUAUGUAUAGCCCCCCCACACAUAUAUAUAUAUAACCAUUAUGGUUGGUAUAUAGUGAUAUCUCAAUGUGAUUUUAAUUUUUAUUUCUUGUCUUCCAAUCUCAACGUAGUAUCUCUCCAAGACAGUUAACUGAGAUCUGAGACCUCGUCAUGGUCCUCGCAUGGCUGCACCAUUUAUAUUUCAGCAACAAUAGUAAGCCAUUAGUAACUUUAAAUCUUCCCACACAAAAAUGCCUAAAGCCAGAUGGUUUCACUGGUUAAUUGCAUUAAACAUUUAUAGGAGAAAUAACACUGACACUCCACAAAAUCUUUCAAAAAGAGGAAGAAGGAACACUCCCCAAGUCUGUGAGGCCAGGAUUACCCUGAUACUUAAGCCAUACCAACACAUAACAACAGUCACAAAGACUACAGACCAAUAUUCUUCAUGAAUAUAGAUGUGAAAGUCUUCAGCAAAAUACUAGCAAAUUGAAUCUAGCAACAUAUAAAAAAAUUAUAUAUCAUGACCAAGUGAGGUCUGUUCUGUAACACAAGGCUGCCUCAACAUUCAAAAAUCAGUGUAAUCUCCCAUAUUAACAAGCUGAAGAAGAAAAAUCACAUGACCUACAGAUUCAGUACCAUUUUAUCAAACUUCCAGCAGCCUUUCUUCCCCCAGAAUUGAUAAACGAAUCCUUAAAAUAUAGAGAGAAGUAGAAAGGACCAAGAAUAGUGAAAAGGAAUCUGCCAAACAAAGUGGGAGGACAUUUACCUACCAAUUUCAGACACAUAGAUUAACAGAACAGAAAACAGUCCGGCAACAAGCCCUCAUACUAUGAUAAACAUGUAUUUUCCCCACAAAAGUGUGAAGGCAAUUCAAUGGGGAAAGAAAAACCUUUCAACAUUUGGUGCAGGGAUCAUUGGAUAUCCACAUGCAAAAAGAUAAAUUUAAAUCUUGCUUCAUGCCAUUCUAACAAUGAGCUCAAAAUAGAUCACAGACACAAGUAUAAAAGCUACAACUAUAAAAGUUUUAGUAGAAAACAGGAGAAACUCUGUGACCUUGGUUUAGGCAAGAAAUUCUUAGAUAGGACACCAAGAACAUGAUCCAUAAGGAAAAAAAUCAUAAACUGGACUUCCAUCAAACCAAAAACCAAAAAGGUUUGUGCUUCAAAAGACACAGCUAAGGAAACGAAAAGACAAAACACAGACUGGGAGAAAACAUUUGUAAGGCCUGUAUCUGAUAAAGAACUUCUAUCCAGAAUAUAUAAAGAACACUUACAGCUCAAUAAAAAGACAAACAACCCACUUUAAAAAUGGACAAAAGACUUGAAGAGACAUUUCAUCAAAGAGGAUAUGAUGCAAGUAAGCACAUGAAGAGAUGCCCAACAUCAUUAGGGAAAUUCUAAUGAAAACCACAAUGAAAUAACCACUUUACAUGCGCUAAAAUGGCUAUAAUUAAAAAAGACCAUCCUAACAAAUGUUGGCAAAGAUACAGAGGAUUAGGAACUUUCAUACAUUUCUGGUGUAAAUGCACGAAAGUGGUAUAGCCACUUUGGAAAAGGGGCAGUUUCCUUAAAAGUCGAUCAUAAAUUUACCAUAGGACCCAGCGAUGUCACUCCUAGUAUCCACCCAAAAUGUAUGUAACAUGUGCUCACACAAACUUGCCCUUAUUGAUAAUAGCGUAAUUUGUAUAAGGCAAUAAAGUACAGACAGUCCAAAUGUCCAUCAACUGGCAAAUGGAUACACCAAAUGUGGUAGUCAGCAAUAAAAAGGAACAAAUGCUAAUAAAUACUACAACAUGGAUGAACCUCAAAAAUAGUAUAAGUGAAAGAAGCAAGACACAAAAGAUCAAGUAUUGUAUUUGUAUAUUGUAUUUACAUGAAAUGUCCAGAAAAAAUCUAUAGAGAUCUGUAGAUUAGUGGUUGUCUGGGGAUGAAAAUUGGAAUGGUCAUGAAUUAUAAAUUAGUACAAGGAUUUUUAUCGGGGUCAGAGAAAUGUUCUAGAACGUGAUCGUGGUGACGGUUGCCCCACUAGGUAUAAGUUUAAUAAAGGUCACUGAGGCGAUCCUUAAUUCCAUUCCUUUUUAAACACCUGGAUCCCCUGCCAUAACAUCUGUUGCCGCCUAUAGCUAGAAUGAACUGUUGUCUUGGAGCUUGUUGUACAUUGAAGAAGAAACUUUUGUUUAAAAAAAAGUCAUUGACCUGUACAAUUUAAAUACAGAAUGUAAAUGAUACCAAAAUAAAGUUGUUCCUUUUUCUGA